This is a messenger RNA of Beauveria bassiana ARSEF 2860, 1821 nucleotides long. RefSeq names its product proline-specific permease, putative. The record is from RefSeq and is a predicted model, not a curated record. The transcript is spliced from 12 exons. Gene Ontology annotation, cellular component: membrane. Lineage: Eukaryota; Fungi; Ascomycota; Sordariomycetes; Hypocreales; Cordycipitaceae. Gene Ontology annotation, molecular function: amino acid transmembrane transporter activity. Bases 1 to 1821 code for a protein of 606 amino acids. Gene Ontology annotation, biological process: amino acid transmembrane transport.
AUGCACUACAACGGUCAUGAUAUUCACAUCAUUGAGUCUGGUCAAGAUGUGGGGUUCGAGGACACAACGCCCACGUCCGAAAAGAUGAAGUGCAGCGGCGACAGUCUCUGCAUUUUACUAAUCCUUCAGAUGAUUGCGUUCUCAGGAUCCAUUGGCAAUGGUCUUUUCCUUGGGAGCGGCAUCUCCAUAGCGAGUGCAGGCCCAGGCGGUGCUGUCAUGAGCUACCUCAUCGUCGGCACAGUCAUUGCUUCCAUCAUCUCCUGCCUGGGUGAGAUGACAGCCCUAAUGCCUGUCAAUGCCCCGAUGAUGGAGUUUCCGCGUCGAUUCCUUGACCGGGGAGUCGGCUUCGCCGUUGGUUGGGUAUACUGGUUUGCAUAUGCUGUCCUCGCGGCGAGCCAAGUCGUGGCUUUUGCAAACUCAGUGCGGUUCAGCUAUGACGAUACAGGCUUUGGCGGCAAAACAAUAAUCCAUUGGUACACUGGCGAGAAUGUUGAUAGUGCUAUUUGGAUCAGCCUUUGCUUAUUUGUCAUUGUCAUUAUCAACUUGCUCCCCGUCAUCAUAUAUGGCGAGCUCGAGUACAUCUUUGGAUGUAUAAAAAUGGUGCUGAUUGUUCUCUUGAUUGUGACAAUGCUGAUACUUGACGUCAUGAAUCCCCGACCCGGAGCUUAUUAUAGCAAGCCGCUUGGCACGAAAUACUGGAAUAAACCCUACGGCUUCUUCAGCGACGUGUAUCAUGUCACAGAUGACGAUGGGAAUGUACAACGAAAGAUCACAGGCUCAGUCGGCUCCCUGCUAGCCGUAUGGACCACAUUCAUCAACGCUAUGUUCUCGUACAUGGGCAUGGAUAUUGUCGCCGCCACCGCCGCCGAAAGUCGCGCCCUCGCGGAUUCGGAAAGCAUGAAGAUGGCGGCCCGAAAGAUCAACAUUCGCAUGAUAACUCUUUACGCGCUCGCCGUCACCACCGCGUCUUUUGUUGUCCCCCACGAUCACGCCUUCAUAAACGGUGCCGGAACUUCUGUCGGCUCGCGCUCCAUCUUUAUCAUCGCCGCUGUCGAGGCCGGUCUGCCGGCGCUCGCCGAGUUUUUCAACGCCAUGUUUACCGUGUCGGCGUUUACCUGCGCAAUCAACUCGCUCUACGUGGCCUCCCGCGUGCUGCAUACACUGGCGCUCCGCGGUCAGACAGGGCCUGAGUUCAUCACGAGACGGCUGCGUGCGUGCCGCUCUGGUGUGCCGAUCCGAGCCGUGAUUGCGACGGCCAUGCUGAUGCUGAUAGCUUAUAUGGGUAGAUCUGGUUCCCCCGGCUCUCGCCUGGACGAACUGUCCAACAAUUGCACGGUGUCUUGCUUGAUCGUAUACGCGACCAUCUGUGCUACUUACAUGCGAUUCUACAAAACACUCGAGGUCGCCAAGAUGAGCGAAGACAUGUCCGCCGCACAAGCAGCCAGCUACGACCGAGACAGUCCUCUCUACCCAUACAAGUCUCACGGCCAGUGGCUCAAGGCGUUCUACGGUUUUGCUGGGAGCUGCAUUCUGCUCUUAUUCAACGGCGUCCCUGCGAUUCUCGAAAGGCCAUUCAACGUCCGCAAGUUCGUCUCUGCGUAUGUCGGUAUUCCCGUUUACAUCUUGCUCGUCAUUGGUUACAAAUUUCGGAAACAUGGGUUCCGCAUUUCGAACUGGGGCCCGGAACGAUCCGACGAUUUAAGCAACACUGUACAGGCGGCGAGCGAGAAACGCCGCGGACGGCUGGAUCUACCGGACUGGGGAUUUACGAGGGCAAAUUUGCAAGCGGUUGGGCACUGGUUGUGGGUUUGGAUGAAAUAG